AUGAUCAAGUGCAAUCAGUUCGACUCGACUCAAUGUGUGUUCCGAUUGGUGUUCAACACAGCUUUUAUCUCUGGCGGCAUUGGCGAAAAUGGCUAUACAACAUUGGUCUUCACAAAAGGUUUGAUCGACGGUGCCAAUCAUGGUGCACUAGAUGACAAUCGCUUCACUGGUGAGUUCCAACUCCGUUUGAAUCUGGAACAACUGUCAAACGGCAUGGCGCCACCACCCAUUCCCGAUCGAAGCAAGAAGCCCAUACUUCUCGCAUCCUCAGCACCUGCCCUGGCACAUGGCGCGCCAGCCAUCACAGCCAGUCCAUUCUUCAGGCCAGCGUCCUCACUCAAUUGA
Messenger RNA from Acytostelium subglobosum LB1, 345 nucleotides. RefSeq lists its product as hypothetical. The transcript has a single exon. Bases 1 to 345 code for a protein of 114 amino acids. Lineage: Eukaryota; Evosea; Eumycetozoa; Acytosteliales; Acytosteliaceae. The record is from RefSeq and is a predicted model, not a curated record.